Rosa rugosa (rugosa rose) is the source of this 561-nucleotide messenger RNA. RefSeq lists its product as uncharacterized. The transcript has a single exon. The coding region runs from base 1 to 561 and encodes 186 amino acids. Gene Ontology annotation, molecular function: nucleic acid binding; zinc ion binding. NCBI's taxonomy places the organism in Eukaryota, Viridiplantae, Streptophyta, Magnoliopsida, Rosales, Rosaceae. The record is from RefSeq and is a predicted model, not a curated record.
AUGGUUGCUAAUACUUCACUUGCUACAAAUUCUGGGAGCAAUUUUCUCAUCAACAAUGCAGGAGCUAGUGCUAGUACUCAAAACUCUCAGAGUUACAAUGACAAUGUUGGUUUUGCAGACAAUAGUGGCCAUGGUCAGUCUUCUAAUGGACAUGAUACUAAUCAGAUCAACAAUGGUAAUGCAAAUGGUUAUCAUGGAAAUGGAAAUGGGCAGACGUAUAAUGCCAACAGAAAUAGUUACAGUGGACAUGGCAAUGGAAAUUCUAGAUCUAACUACAACUACAACUACAACAAUGGUAACAGAAAUGGGUACAACAAGAAUUGGAACAACAAUGGUGGAGGCAGGUACACUUGGAACAAUAACAAUGGUGGUGGAAGCAACUGGGUUAAUUUCAGCAACAACGAUGGUGACAGGGACAAUAAUGGUACAAAAAAUCAGGGUGCCUCACCAGAAUGCCAAAUCUGCAAGAAGAGAGGUCACAUUGCUACUACCUGUAAUUGGAGAAAUACAGACAAUUCAUUAGGGCUGGACUCGGGUCGGUUUUGCAAUGUCAAGGACUGA